UGAUAAAAGUAGGAUUCCCGAGAAGGUGUUGGCGCCCUGGGAGUUAACAAAGCGUGGUGGCGUCCAAGGAAUACAAAAUAAAAAAGGUUCUCGACAUUGCAGAGAUAGAAGUGAAAAAAAAAUCCAAAGAUGAAGGCAUUUCAGACCAUUUGCAGGCAUCUCAGAAGUGUAAAGGGGUUUUCUGUAGAGCCAGCUCCCCUUGUGAAUUUCUCCACUUCCCUUUAUUCAUGUGGCCGGAAGAAAAAAAACCCUUAUGAAGAAGUGGACCAAACAAAAUACUCUAGUUUAGUAAGGUCUGUUUUGUCAUUCAGAGGCCUUGCCCAGACUCCAGAAUCAUUGUUUGAGGAAGAUUGUUUACUAUAUGGACCCGUGAGUAAACAUAAACUCUCAAAGCAAGAUAAGGGGGCAAGAGUCCCACGAAACUGGUUUCCCAUCUUCAAUCCAGAGAGAAAUGACACUUCUGAUCCAAAUGAUUCUUCAAUGCCUUUGAAAAUCCCUUUGCAAAGGAAUAUGAUACCAAGUGUGACCCGGGUACUUCAGCAGACCAUGACAUCACAACAGGUUUUCUAUUUGGAGAGGUGGAAACAGCGAAUGAUUCUGGAGCUGGGAGAAGAUGGCUUUGCAGAAUACACCUCAAACAUCUUUUUACAAGGGAAACAGUUCCAUGAAGCCUUGGAAAGCAUACUUUCACCCCAGGGGAACAUAAAAGAGAGAGAUGAAGAACUCCUCAAAUGUGGCUACAUCGAAAGCAUCCAACAUAUUCUGAAAGAUGUCAGUGGAGUGCGGGCUCUUGAAAGCGCUGUUCAGCAUGAGACCUUAAAGUAUGUAGGUCUACUGGACUGUGUGGCUGAGUAUCAGGGCAAGUUGUGUGUGAUUGAUUGGAAGACAUCAGAGAAACCAAAGCCUUUUAUCCAAAAUACAUAUGACAACCCUCUACAAGUUGUGGCAUAUGUGGGUGCCAUAAACCAUGAUGCCAACUACAGUUUUCAGGUUCAGUGUGGCCUGAUUGUGGUAGCUUACAAAGAUGGAUCCCCUGCCCACCCACAUUUCAUGGAUGCAGAGCUCUGUUCCCAGUAUUGGACCAAGUGGCUUCUUCGGCUAGAAGAAUAUGCAGAAAAGAAAAAGAACCACCGUAUUCAAAAAACAGAUUAGAGUUGGUUACAGUGGUGUAGACCUGUAAUCCCGUCUGUUUGGGGGGCAGAGGCAGGAGAAUCACAAAUUCAAGGAUAGCUUGGGUAACAGUAAAAUCUUGUUUCCAAAUAAAAAAUAAGGGCUGGGGGUGUAACUCAGUGGUAGAGCACCACUGGGUUCAAUCCCCAGUACUGGAAAAGAAAGAAAACAGGAUAGUAUACCUUUUAGGAAUAUUAAGUACUUUCUCAUUGUUUAGACAGAUUCAUUGCUAUUCACUCCUCUAAAAGAGGAGAUAUGUCUGAAUCUUAAAACCUAUAUGAACACAAGAAGAAAUAUUAAUUGAAAAUAUGUUGUUGGCCUGAACACAAGAAGAAAUAUCAAUUUGUUGAAAAUGUGUUGUUGGGCUGGGGCUCUAUCUUAGUUGGUAGGGUGAUUGCCUAGCACAUGUGAGGCACUGAGUUCAAUCCUCAGCACAUAAAAAUAAAAUAAAGGUAUUGUGUCCAUCUACUAUAAAAAAAUAUUUUAAAAAGAAAGAAAACGUGUUGUUACUAAAAAGCCAGGAAAAUUUAAGAUUUAAAGAGCUAGAUAAUGGCAUGUGAACUAUGCUGCCUCUUAUUAUUUACCUGAAAAGAGGGCAAUUAGGAUUGGUAACCACAUUUGUAGAACUUCUGUGUUUCUGGUACAAUGCCCAGUCUUUGAAUUGAGAUUGGAAGGCAUUGAGGCUUGAUGUGCUAAGCAUUUCCCCAAGGUUCACAGGGAGAGAAGGGGCAUAUCCCCAGGGGUGUAAAGGUUGAGAGAGACCUUUAUACUUGUUCUGUACAAUUCUGUAUUUGUGUGUGUUCUCCCCCCAUCCCCAUACUGCAUAUAUUCCUGUAACCUGUAAUUUCCCCAGCAUGUAUGUAGAAUGAGGAUAUAUAUUAGCCAGUCACCACUGCCAAUGCAAUUUCCUAAAACCUGCUUUUACAUAUUGGGGUUCUCUAUAUAUUUCAUUUAAGGGGAAAAACUUAUAUUGAACACUAACUGCAUACACAUGUGAUUAUUUAACCUGGAGUAAGCAUUGCUAUCUGUAAAGAUGGAGCACACUUACCAUUUCAUUGACAGUAUGGCAUACCACAUAACCCCUAGAAGUAGCCAGACAUGUGGAAAUUGUCACUGUAGGUGUUUAGUAACUGCUUCUAGUGUCAGUCAGCUGAUGCUGUACAUAAAAUUUUUAUUUAGAACUUUGUAGCUAUGGGAACACUAACAAAAUCCAUUAAGUUUUUUCUAUGUUUGAUAAGUAAUAAGUUGUUCUUGGGUUUGAGAAAGUUAAAUAAAUGCCUGUUAUUGCCCUGGGGGAAG
Molecule: messenger RNA, 2469 nt
Organism: Marmota flaviventris (yellow-bellied marmot)
Lineage: Eukaryota; Metazoa; Chordata; Mammalia; Rodentia; Sciuridae
Gene: Mgme1
Product: mitochondrial genome maintenance exonuclease 1
Biological process (GO): mitochondrial DNA replication
Cellular component (GO): mitochondrion
Molecular function (GO): single-stranded DNA exodeoxyribonuclease activity
Source: RefSeq, a predicted model, not a curated record